Messenger RNA from Melanotaenia boesemani (Boeseman's rainbowfish), 1928 nucleotides. RefSeq names its product protein FAM104A-like. Bases 623 to 988 code for a protein of 121 amino acids. The record is from RefSeq and is a predicted model, not a curated record. Lineage: Eukaryota; Metazoa; Chordata; Actinopteri; Atheriniformes; Melanotaeniidae. The transcript has 3 exons.
GUCACCUAAUCAUUUCUGAUUAGUAGAUAACUUACAUCGGACAACGUUUAAAGAUGUUUCCACUGUAACUAGUCUAUUUAGUUUCUUUCAUCAAACUAACGUAAAAUAUAGACAACAACUUAACAAGAUUAACAGCAAGUGGGCGGAAUACGAAAGCGGAAGAACUUCUUGUUAGCUUUGCUAACCCAGUUAGCUUGAUAAGCGGCUGUUAGAACGGUAGUAGCUAGCAGGCUAGUUUGCUUCCUCAAGCUGUCAUGCCUGGAGUUUCUUGAGAUUACACUGCGUGAACGAGAAUACUCCGCUUGUUGUCUGUUAGCUUUCAAACGUCCCGUAACGGUUUUUUUCUCCGCAAAGACGUUGACUUGAAACAUUAUUCUUGGAGCAUAACAGGACUGAAGUAAUCCACAGCAGAGGUUGGUGCUGUACUGCGACAAGCUGUGCCUCAGCCGGCUGGAAAUAGCACACACAUAACGCCAGACUCUUCUAUAGAUGAGGGGGAUUUUGCCAUACUGAGUUUCUGCGAAAUGGUCGGGGAGCCGAGCUACUGCCAAGGCUUUUAAAGGAGACAUCUCAGCUUGACUUCGAAGAACUGUCACCCAUUUCCUUGCCAAAAAUUUCUGAAAUGCUGACUGAAAACAGGAAACGACACCGUAGCUGUGACAGUGAGGACGACCAGCAGCUGAGACCUCAGGCCAAGAGGUCAGGAAGGGGUCCUUGCCUGCUUGUGUCAGAUCUGGACUCGGAGUCUUCCAGCAGCGAUAGCAGUAAUGGGAUCAGUAGUCCAGAGAGAGCAAUAGAGGCCAGCACCAGGCCAUGCAUACAUAGCCAGAGCAAUUGCACCCGCCCAAAACCUGAAGAUUCUGCCAGCUCCUUGCAGCACGGUCUCCAUGGCGACAGGCAAAGCGACUCCUAUGACCACAUCAACAGAGUCCUGAGGGAGGCACACUUCAGCAGUCUGCAAACAAGAGGGCGUCCAGGCUCAACAUGACCACGAACUGUGAGCCCGCUCCUGAUCGUUUUGUCCAUCAUCCAUCAGUGCCGAUAAUACCGGAAUGAUCAAUUCUCCCUGAAAGCCUCAAGGCACACCAUCAGGGUCAGGUGUAAGGGGGGGUGAUGAUGAUCUGUGGGGAGGUUUACAGAUUUUGGCCACUACGGCUCAUCCCCACCUCAGUGUGUACCAUUUGUUGAGACCAUAAGCACAUCCUCCUUUCCAUGGCCCAGCCACUGUGGUUUUUCUGUGCAGUAUUGAUGUGUGUGGGUGUGUGUGCACGCACUCUGUGCACUUUAUUAAGAGGUAUCAUUCUCUUUAAAUGCGUGCUUUGGUGUGUGGACAUUUUCAUUGGUGCUAAUGACAAAAGUGUGAUGAUGAUCCAAAGUGCUUGCAGAUUUAAAUAAAGUUAAGCACUUUACACAAUAAUUCCUUCGGGACUGCGGCAGUCAAUCAUUUUUAUCUGUAAAGUGGGAGCUGUUGUGAGCCCUUUCAAAAAAUGUCAUUAUUGUCUAAUUAGUAUUGAUUCAAUCACUUAUUUGUUAUUAUCUAACCAAAGUUUUAUGGGUAACUCUUACUUUGCAGUUAUUUCCUCUAGUAAAAUAAGUGGGUUCAUUAUGAUGGAGCGCAAAUUGUUCACGAGCCUUUCAAAAUCCAACCUUAGAUUAGACUUGUUAAUUAUAGACCUGUGGGCAGGCUGUGGAGACAGAAGCAUGUCCAGCACAGUACCACCAAAAAAAAACAAUCUCUCAGAAAGGCUCUAAAGUAUUCCAGAUCCCAGUGUUUUUACAUCUUUUAUAUUUUACACAUUGUGUAUCAGGUGUGCCAUAAGCCUGUCAGCCAUACUUGUUUAUGGAUGGUUGGUAUGACCACUACACUGUGUUGCAAAUCAGGAUGUGAAAGUAAUUCAUGUUAUGCAAUCUUCCAAAUCAUUUGGCUU